ACACAACAGCUACGUUAACAAGCAAUGGGUGUUGCCAGGUUCGUUUUUGUGCCUCCAUCAGUCUAAUAUAAAUCUUUAUUGCUUGUUGUUAUAUAUUACACAAUAUAAUAAAAAAACACCCCACUUCUCCUUUUUAGAAUUACAAAAAUACUUAAAUUUGUGUGUGGGUGACCGUGGCAACACGCGAGAGGAGGACGGGCCAGUGGUGUGUCAGGUGCUGUGACGUCACAUUCGCAGCGCAGAUAUAUAAAACAUGCACAGUAGUUUUACGGGAAGACAAGAAGAGGGCGUGGUCACUCCACUGUGUUUUGCGCUGCUUUUUCUUGUAGCGCGCUUUUCCGCAUUCCUCGCGAGCCCGUUCUGUCCUGUAGUGAAAAGCAACAACACGGCGCGCAUCAUUUGUCAUUUCGCCGGCUCUGAUAUGACACAGCUCUCUGGAUUACAUGGUAGUUUACCUUCAGGGCAGCGGACAAACCUGUCAUAAACAAGCGGGAUAAAGUCAUCACGGAGCAGGUUCCCGUUCAGAAAAGUCCCGAGUGCCAUCGCCGUCAUUGUUACCAUAAUUUCACUACCUGCUCUUUCUGAGAGUCAAUAAAAUCCGCCGCAAUGCAACCACCAGAUAGCUGCUCCGUCAACUCACUGCCGUCCGACUGUGAGGACAGUGAGCCCCUCGUCAAGCCCGAUGCAGUUCCCCGUCAGUGCUGCUCGGCUCGCCUCAGCUUGGCCGUCCUCAUGUUCUUCGGGUUCACCGUGGUCUACGGGCUCCGUGUGAACCUCAGCGUCGCCAUGGUUGCCAUGGUGAACAGCACAGACCCCGCGCCUCCCCCAAACAGCUCCAACGCCCACAGCUGCCCACUGCCGCCUGGGAACGACAGCAACCGCUUUGUGCAGCCUGACGGGGUCCCUCAGUACCCGUGGGACUCGGAAACUCAAGGCUGGUUGCUCGGGGCCUUCUUCUUCGGCUACCUGUGCACUCAGAUCCCUGGGGGUUACCUGGCAGGCCACUACGGGGGGAGCAUCUUCCUGGGCCUGGGAGUGCUGGGCACCGCUGUCCUCACCCUGCUCACGCCCCUGGCUGCCCAGUUGGGCUCGUACUGGCUGUUUGCGCUACGAGCUGUGGAGGGCUUUGGGGAGGGCGUGACCUUCCCCGCCAUGAUGGCCAUGUGGGCUCGCUGGGCUCCUCCUCUGGAGCGCUCUCGCCUCAUGAGCGUUUCCGGAGCUGGGGCCAACUUUGGGGCCUUCGUGGCCCUGCCGCUCACCGGUGUGAUCUGCCAGACGCUGGGCUGGCCCUCCGUCUUCUACAUCUGUGGAGGUGCUGGUUGCCUCUGGGCUGUCUUUUGGUUCAUUUUUGUUUCCGAUGACCCUCGCACCCACCGUCGCAUCAGUCAGGAGGAGAGAGACUACAUCAUAAACUCUAUUGGGUCCCAGGGCACGCCUCACGGCUGGUCCGUGCCUCUGCUGCAAAUGAUGAUGUCCGUCCCGCUGUGGGCCAUCAUCGUGACUCAGAUGUGCUGGAACUGGUCCUUCUACACGCUGCUCACCUCUCUGCCCACAUACAUGGACAACGUCUUGCACUUUGACCUCAAAUCGAACGGCUUCCUGUCCGCGCUGCCCUACCUCGGUGGCUGGCUGGUCUCCACAUUGUCGGGCUUCGCCGCCGACAGCCUGAUCGAGAGGAGGGUGUUCAGCAUCGCUGUCGUUCGCAAGCUCUUCACCGUCACAGGGAUGGUGCUUCCUGCCGCCUUCCUCGUGGCAGUGAGCUACGCCGGCUGCAACCACAUCCUCACCGUCACCUUCCUCACCUGCUCCACAGCCACAGGAGGGAUCAGCGGCUCUGGAGUGUUCAUCAACCAGAUGGACAUCGCUCCUCGCUACGCAGGAUUUCUUCUGGGAAUCACCAACACAUUUGGGACCAUUCCUGGAGUCGUGGGACCGAUUGCUACAGGCUACUUCACACAAGAUCACUCUCUGGAGGGUUGGAGGAAGGUGUUCUGGGUCGCAGCUGCCAUUAACGUCGGCGGUGCUAUCAUCUUCGCGAUACUGGGCAGCGGGACGUUGCAGCCGUGGGCGAUGACGGAGGAGGACCGAGCCGAGGAAGAGAGAAGGAGGAGCAGGUCCAUCAGAGCGUAAAACACAAACCAUGCAGACACAUCCCAACAAAGAGCAGCAGCGCGUUUGGGCCUGAUCAUCCCAGCGUGCUGCCUGCAGAGACACUCAGACUUCUGCCUCUGCGCUGUGCAAGUCUUCAAGUCUUCACUAGAGUCUAAGAGCUGCAGCUGUGAACCUGAGCCCAUAUUAACUCAGUGUCUCAGAGUGGACACACUUACAUGUUUGUGAUUGUAGCUUUACAUUUUUAAUGCGCCGUAGCAGCAGGGAUGAUUGAGGUCGACAGUCUGGACUCUAAUAAAUGAUGUUUUGAUCGGUUUUAAAGCCCCACAGACACAACGCAGACACAUUCAUGUUCCCACCACCAAAGUCAAUGAACAUCAAGCUGCACUAUGCAAAUGAACGCUUUAAUUGCUGUUGUGUAAAGAAUCUCUCAGUGGUUAUAGAGCCACAAAAGCUCACCUGAGCUUAAACUACGUCCCCCUCGAUGCACAGCUCAGGGAUUUCAGGGACUAGUCGUCGUAGUCCCAGCAAACAGAAGCUGACGAGGCUUCUAGUCCUACUCUGAGGUGGGAGUGGUUGUGAGACACUUCAUAUCUACGGCCACAUUUAAAUCACAUUUAGACACAAAUUAUAUUUCACUUGGAAACAUGAAGUGAAUGAAAUGAACCAUGAAAUGAAAAAAACUGUUUGCAUUAGUAUAAUGUUGGAUUAACAUGAUAACCUCUGGUACUUGCACUGAGUAUCACAGCCACUGUCCAGAGAUUCUACUGUGACAAUCAGGAUUUUUAUGUCAUUUUUAAUUGAACAUUUGAGACCACACGUGUCAUGAACUCUGCACUUUAUGAGCUUUUACAGAUUUUACCGAAGUGUCAUUAAUGUCACUGUUAGCCUUUAAACCACUUCUGCAUUGACCAAAUGAACCAAAAGUGGAAGCACCUCUUUCACAUGUCACAAAGGCCUUAACUCAAGAUAGGAAUCAAAGCAUUUUUGCUGCAGUUGAAGCAUUUAAAAUAUUCCUAACAUAUUUGUACUGAGGUUUAGUUUUUUCUGGUCUCAACUUAAGCACUUUUAAUUGUGACUGCCUUUACUUAGAUUUCUUCACAGGAGCAAUAAUUGUUUUUAUGUUUUAAAGAUUUAGCAAUUUUAAAUUCAAACAAUGUCGCACUAUAUAAAAGCACUGAUUAUAAAGUACUGAUGUUGCUGAAGGGGUGCAAUACUUGAUUUACCUCAUCUGUAUGUGUUAUCCAGAUGUUUUAUUGUAAAAAGAGUCAGAUAUGUUUUACUGUGGGACUUGUGUUUCAUGUUUUUAAGCAUGAGAGGAUUGUUGUGUCGUCUCGGUGUUGUGGUUUUACCAUCAUGAAUUCGUUUAUGAAAUGUGUGUAUGUCGCAGGAGGCGAAGUCUUCCAUCCACUCACUGUAAAACGCAACAUCAUCCUGUGUUCGCGAGUCAGUCAUGUCAUGAAGGGCCACAGAGGUUUAAGAUUUGUGCCAAUGAUGUGUGUUUUUUUAUGUGGUUUCUUAUGUGCCAUCAUGUGCCAUCACGUGCCAUCAUGACAUAUGCCAGCGUGAUCAGGAGAUCAGCAUUGUCACAGCCAACACAUCCAAAAGUAGUAAACAACAACAUAUUUUUUCCAGUACGAUACAGAGGCUCUGACAUUACUUUAGUUUCACAUUGUUAGAAUCAGAAACAUUUUAUAUAUCAGGAUAAAUAAAUUUCAUAAAACCGAGUGUGACCUCAAGUUACACUAAAUACCUUUAUUUAAAGUUUUAUGGAACACCUACAUUUAUAUUCAGGUAUAAUACAUAAGAAAACGAUAGUAUAAAACAUUUGAACAAAUGCUUUGUUUCUGGUAUCAAGAAACCGUAUGUUUGAAUGUGUUUUCAGUCUUUGGGGGCUCUAUGGUGUCUAACACAAGGAAUAAUAACUGGAGCAACAAUAAAUGCUGUAACUGUG
Molecule: messenger RNA, 4063 nt
Organism: Betta splendens (Siamese fighting fish)
Lineage: Eukaryota; Metazoa; Chordata; Actinopteri; Anabantiformes; Osphronemidae
Product: sialin
Exons: 12
Coding region: 607-2130 (507 amino acids)
Biological process (GO): transmembrane transport; monoatomic anion transport
Molecular function (GO): transmembrane transporter activity
Source: RefSeq, a predicted model, not a curated record